AAAAAUGGCGAGAACAAAUUUGCGCUGGUGCUUUAAAGAAAAUAUUAAAGACGAUUUUUAAAUAAUUAACGACUUAUUGGCAUGAAUAAAUGAAGUGAUUAGUGUAAUUAGAACUCUGUGAUGAAAUUGUUUGUGUUGUAAUACCCAGAUAAAUAUUUUAGUUACAUACAGGUGCUUGGGACUUGUAUUGAUUUUUUAGAAGAGCGUCCCCUACGCAAAAUGUUGGACAUUGUACAACACACGACAUGCAAAAGCAAAUUUGAUGUAACUGAUCAAAUUAAGUAAGUUGGCACAAUGUUUUACGCACAUUUUGUGCUGGCCAAAAAGGGCCCUUUGGCCAAAAUUUGGUUGGCAGCCCAUUGGGAUAAAAAACUAACAAAAGCUCAUGUAUUUGAAACGAAUAUUGAAAAAUCUGUUGAUGGAAUAUUGAAGCCUAAAGUAAAAAUGGCUUUAAGAACAUCAGGUCAUCUUCUUUUGGGUGUGGUGAGAAUCUAUUCAAGAAAGGCCAAAUAUCUGUUGCAAGAUUGUAAUGAAGCCUUUGUUAAAAUCAAGAUGGCUUUCAGGCCUGGUAUGGUUGAUUUGCCAGAAGAACAUAGAGAAGCAGCAAUGAAUGCUAUCACUUUGCCGGAAGUCUUUCAUGACUUUGAUACUGCUAUGCCAGAGCUAAAUGAGGUUGACAUUGAAGCUCAGUUUUCCCUAAAUCAAUCGAGAGCUGAGGAAAUUACAAUGCGCGAAGAUUAUGGUUCCUUGAAUAUGGUUACGCAUGAUGAUGGAUUUGGUGAUAUGGGAUUUGAUACAGACAACCCAGAUAUAAUGAGAGAAGCUAUUGGAAAUGAGGGUGGAUUGGAACAGAGUAACCUUCUGUUCGCUGACGGAUCAUCAUUGGAGCUGGCAGGCAAAGAUACUGGAGUGGCCAGUACUAGUGCUGCUGGAGUUCCUACUUUGACUGCACCUUCACAUGAACCAAGAAUGGAAGCUGCCCCGCAUGGACCUAUGGAUGAUGGCUUUGGAGGAACUAUUGGUGAUGUUGCGGAUUUUGGACAUGCCGGAGGUCUAUUCGAGGGUGAUCUCUUCGGCGACGUCACUGCAGGUAGUUCGACCGGUGGCGCCGGUACCGGCCUGCCUGGAACUUCUGCUCAGCCGCAGUCCUUGCAGGCGGAGAUCGAGGCGGCGGGCGGCAGCGCGCGCGAGGCGGACGCGGCGCCGGACGCCGAGCCCGAGUCGGACGACGAGAUGCCGCACUACGACGCGCCGCCCUCGCCCGGCUCGCCGCCCUCGCCCGCGCACAGCUGGGGCGGGUCACCUCCGCAUGAAAGUGAAACUCCGAGGUCGGAUGACGCCGGCCUCAUGCCGCCGCCUGCUGCGCCUCGACCUCCAUCUGCUAGACCUAUGGAAGUGGACUGCGUCGAUACUGUGGUGGAGGACCCGCCACCAGUAGAAGCUCCCGCCACUCCGGCCCCUGCAAUCGAUUCUACUACUUUGUUACAAAACGACGAAGAGUCAUUCGCUUUGGCACCUGUUGAUGCUACUGUUCUUAAAGGAAUUACAAAAACUAAGCGGAAGCGUAAGCUGAUCGUUGACGAAGUUAAGAAUAUAUCUGGGGAGGAAAUGAAGAAUCAGCUAAGCAACACAUCAGACAUCGUCACCACAUUAGACUUGGCGCCGCCGACGAGACGACUCAUGCACUGGAAGGAGACCGGGGGUGUUGAGAAAUUAUUCACUCUGCCCGCCAGGCCUAUACCUUCUAGAGUAUUAUUCAAGAAGUACCAGCGCAACAUGACGCUGCGCACGGACGCCGAGGACGGCGACGCGCGCUCGCCCGACCCCGAGCCGCCCGUCGCGCGCCGCGCCGCGCGCAAGCGCCGCCACGACGAGACCAUUCAACCGCCGGAAACUCCGGCCCCUACACCUCAGCAGGAUUUGGAACCCCCUACCCCGAUACCGCAGGAGUAUGAACCGUCAGUAGAGUCGGAGCGCGACGCGCCGCCCUACGCGUCGCCGCGGCACGACGACGUGGAGCCGCCCAGCACGCCAGGUAUGCUGAGUUCUCUUGGGGCACCUCUUACACCUGGUGUACUCGGACCUCUAACUCCGGGCACAUUACUCCAAGGCGGACUCACGCCCGGUAGCUUACAACACGGGUCCAUGACGCCAGGUGGAUUAACUCCUGUAGGACUUCAGCAUGGUGACCAGCAAGUAGAUUUAGGAUUAUCAGGAGCUUUGCAUGGAGGUAUGACCCCGGGUGGCAUGACUCCAGGAGGUAUGACGCCGGGUGGUAUGACCCCAGGUGGAAUGACGCCAGGCAGAAUGACUCCAGGUGGUAUGACACCUGGUCUGGGUCUAGACGGUGGUAUGACGCCAGCUGGUCUACAUCACGGCACCAUGACGCCAGGAGGACUAGAUCACGGCGGUAUGACACCCGUUGGUCUUCAGCACGGUGGUAUGACUCCGGCAGGAUUGCAACACGGAGGCCUGACUCCCGCGGGACUGCAGCACGGUGGCAUGACCCCCGCCGGUCUGCAACACGGAGGCAUGACUCCUGCCGGCCUUCAACAUGGUGGCAUGACACCGGUCGGCCUGCAGCACGGUGGCAUGACGCCUGCGGGACUUCAGCACGGAGGUCUCACGCCGGCCGGUCUACAACACGGGGGCAUGACGCCCUCAGGCCUGCAGCACGGCGCGCUGCUGUCGCACAGCAUGGAGCUGCCCAUGAUGCCGCAGAUGGGCGGCGAGCACCCGCUGCUGUCCGUGGCGCCCGCGCACCACGCGCACCCCGCGCACCCCGCGCACCACGACCUGCACACGGGGCCCAUGGAGCCGCUGCCGCUGCCGCUCGACCACGGGGACUACCAGAACGGUAUGCAAAUGACGAACCUGGGAUACGACGACCAGCACGGACAACACAGCCCUCAACACGAUUACGAUCUACCGCUGAGUGUCGAAAACGCGGAGGAGGGCGGGCGCGAGACGCGCGAGGCGGGCGAGACGGACGAGCAGUUCGAGGAGCGCGUGCUGAACCGGCGCGCGGCGCAGCUGUUCGCGGCGCUGCGCGGCAAGCUGGCGGCGCGCCUGGCGCUCGCCUUCGCCGACCUGGCGCCGCCGCACAACAACCGCAAGCAGGUGGCGCAAAAAUUCUACAGUUUGCUAGUUCUCAAGAAGCAUCAGAUGCUAAAACUAGAGCAGAACGAGACUUACGGACCUAUAACUAUAACGAAGGGAGCACAGUUCGAAACGGAGGCGAUUUAAUUAAGAUAGUUUUGUGUACGCGAGACGGAAAAGAAUAUCAUUUAGAUAUAAAAAGGGUAUUUUUAUUAUAAUCGGUGACUCGUGGUUAAGAUCCCUUUGGAGUUGAUUGAGCCAAAAAUGUAAUGUGUAAGUGAGGCCGAUUCGAAUUCAUAGAAACCUAUUUUGGACCAAAAUAUUAUAUUGCAUGCGAUCUGAUCUCAAAAAUCAGAUGGCAUUAAAAUUUUACACGAAAAAAAAUGUACAUAUAAAUAAAAAAAAUUAAACAACACCCCUUGAUACAAAUAAAACAUACAAUACAAAAAUAUUUGGUAAAAAAAAAUAUUAAUCAUCGAAAUAUAAUAAGUUCAAUUCUGCCCUAAAAUUACCGUGUCUAUCAAAAAUGACGUAAAAAAUACUUAAUACUUACAUCCAACUCAAACACAGCCCGGGCGUAAUUUCUACGGGAUUUUAAAAAUCGACACAGACGAUAUCGCAAGUAUGUUUUUUUAUAUUUUGUCUUCUACACUUAUUAUAUUUCAGUGGUUAUAUAUGCUUUUUAAGUUUGAUGUUGCAUGCCUAUUUGUCAGUUUAGAAAUUACGUAUUUUACAUUUGAACACUUUUUUAAGUUGGCUGCAAUGUUAUACGUGUGUGUGUGUGUGUUAUUUUAUUUUUAUUUUUACGUAUUUAUACAACUUUGAAUGUACUGUGGUUAAGUAUUAAAAGGGGAUUUACAUUUAGGGCACUUUCUAAGGACUCGGUUGCUGAAAGAGUUCAGCUUUUAUUGCGGUCCGUUGAUGACGUGUAGAGAAAUGCCUUAAGUUGUUUUGAUGUAGUUAUAAGUAAAAUUAUUGUAUGUUUAAAUUGUUUUUAGCUUCUCCCUCAACAUAUUGAAAUAUUGUUAAAUAAUACAUAUAUAUAGUAAAUAAAUGGAGUUAUACAUUGGUGAUUAAAAUAUUGUUCAUGCUUAGGAAUGACAGGCAAGAUAUCAAUGUGGGUGUAAAAAAUCUAAAUAGCACAAUAUUCGCUACACUAUUGAGUGGUCCUCUGCAAUUUAUAAUAAGCUAUUUUUUUAAAAUAAAAGUAGCUUUCAAAUACACAUCAUUUUCUAGAACAUUAAAUUAAAAAUAGUCUUAUAGUGUGAUCGUAAAGACGCCGUUGUUAUCAUAUCAGGUGACACAGCCAAUGGGUCACCCCUUCGAAUGUUGUCUUCUGUUUGUUUCUAGAGCGAUAAAUACGUUGCGUUACGUAAAUUUGGCUUGCAAGACCAUAAUACACAAGGGUCGACAAUGUGAUCGAGUGUCGACAUCCCUGGUAUUGCUUUGAUAGAUGUUGAAAGCGAGGUUAGACAAUCAUUAAUUGCCUUAAAUUUUGUUAUUGUUAGAAAUAUUUUAAUGUUAAAAACCAUUCUGCGUGUAAAUUACGUGUAUGAUACUUGAUUUCGAAGACUUUCUAGUUAUAACAGUAUAUUUUAUUCUAAACUGAUCACUUAUAAAUUUAUCGUAGAGAAUGUAAUAAAGAAAAUUAUGUACAAGUAGUCUUAAGAGGUAACUGAGAAACACCAAAUAAAAUCAUGCUGACAAUGUUUAUUACAAGAAGAUUUAAAUAUAUUUACAUGUUUAUACAAGGUGGUUGUGUGCGUGGUGUGUGAAUGAGUUUUUGUAAAUUUCUCAAAAAUCUUUCAAUUUGCUGAUUUUGCGUUUAAAUGGUUAUGAAGCCCAAACUGGAUGCAUCCCGAAUGUUCCGGUUUGUAUCCAUUUUGGUUCAAUUUUUUGGACAUGAAAUUAUGUAAAAUGCCAAGAUAAAAGCAUUAAGAAUGCGUGGAACUGUUUAUUAAGUUAAGUAACAUUUAGAAGUUUUUGUAAAAAUGGAUUUAAGAGAAUACCUCCGUCAUUACUACCAACCACACAACUCGUGACGGCUGCUACACACGGGGGUACUCGCUUAGAUGCUUUUCAGUGAAAUUAUUUGCAAUAAAUUUGUUGAUAUAA
Nymphalis io (European peacock) is the source of this 5214-nucleotide messenger RNA. RefSeq names its product double-strand-break repair protein rad21 homolog (gene vtd). NCBI's taxonomy places the organism in Eukaryota, Metazoa, Arthropoda, Insecta, Lepidoptera, Nymphalidae. Gene Ontology annotation, cellular component: cohesin complex; synaptonemal complex. The coding region runs from base 295 to 3246 and encodes 983 amino acids. The record is from RefSeq and is a predicted model, not a curated record. Gene Ontology annotation, biological process: replication-born double-strand break repair via sister chromatid exchange; mitotic sister chromatid cohesion; synaptonemal complex assembly. The transcript has 21 exons. Gene Ontology annotation, molecular function: chromatin binding; protein binding.